Messenger RNA from Larimichthys crocea (large yellow croaker), 1536 nucleotides. Its product is annotated as transmembrane protein 106B. NCBI's taxonomy places the organism in Eukaryota, Metazoa, Chordata, Actinopteri, Sciaenidae. The coding region runs from base 128 to 856 and encodes 242 amino acids. The record is from RefSeq and is a predicted model, not a curated record. The transcript has 8 exons.
AGUGUCUGUGUGGUCCCGUGCUCGUGUGACGGUGCGGAGUCAACAAGAAGAAGACAUGGCUGACCCUCAGCAGGACCGGGGAUGAAGACGCUGUCAACACCUUAAAGUAAAAGCUGUCUGUCCAGGUAUGGGGGCUGUUUCCAGCCACAGUGGGCAGGACGACAACCAGUCUAUAAUUUCAAAGGAUGACAACAAGAAGGGGGGCUCCAACAGGAGGCGCAGCUCAGGAGACACUGUGGACUGUCCCUCCUGCAAGGGCACUGGACGUAUGCCCAGAGGGCAGCAGAGCGAGCUGGUGGCUGUCAUCCCCUGUAAUGACCAGAGGCUGAAACCCAGACACACGAAGCUGUAUGUCGCUGUGUCUGUUGGUGUGUGCCUCCUGUUCAGCUCCCUGGUGUUGUUCUUCCUGUUUCCUCGCUCUGUCCUCCUCUCUCCAGUCAGCGUCAAAUCGUCCUUAGUUUACUUCAUUGACGACGAUGUCCAGAUCAACAUCACGAACGUCCUGAACAUCACCAACCAGAACUUUGCGACAGUGCAGGCCUACAACCUGACAGUGCAGGCCCUGAAUUUUCACACGGUGGUGGGAACAGUGCUGAUUAAGAACGUCACCACCAUCAAACCUCUGUCUACAACAAUGUACUCCUUUGUGACCCCCGUCAAGCUGACAGACUCUGGACUGAGUAACUACUGUAAGACACCUUCCUAUCCUGUCCACAUUCUGUAUCUGCACCUACAGAUGACUAUGACAGUGUACUACCUGGUCCACUAUGAGCAGCUCUCACUGGAGUCGUACGAGUACAUCGACUGUGGAGCAAACACCACCGUACCACACAGUAUGCAACCCCCACCCCCCUGAUAAACUCAGAGUGGAAUAUUUGUGCCUGGAAUGUUUUUUUUUUUUUUUUUAAUAUCUCACCCUAUCAUAUCUGAUGAAUCUGAAUUGUCUAGAUGAAGAAUUGACUUUUUAAACCCUGUCCUACAUCUUAACGAAUGAAUGAAUGGAAGAAGGAUGGAUUCAAAUGCACCACUCUCGCCACCCCAACUGACAUCUGUACAGUUUUACAGAUAAAAUUGCACAGAGGAGGAAAGCCCAGAGAAAAUUUUGAGGCUGAGUGGAUGAUGUUAAGAGGCCAAAGCCAACUUUAAAGCAGUGAGGAGACUGAAGUUGGAGCAGAAAUUCCACCCGUGGACCUGAAUAUGUUCUGAUUUCAGCUGAAAGUCGUGAAAAUGUUGUGAUUGUUUGUGUUGCAAAUCACUAUUCAGUAAGUGUAAGUGCAUCAGCUAUAUUUUGUAAUUUUUAAUGAGCUGAACGGAGCUGAACUACAGUAGAUGUGUCUAAUAGUAGUCUCCAAGUGAAAAAUUGCACAGUAACUUUUUUUGUAUGGUAGAAAUCCAAACAACUGAAAUUAUGGACUAUAUGAAACUUUUUAUUUUAUUUUAUUUUUGUGCCUUGUAACUUCUAAUCACAAUAUAUGCCGUAUACCUUCAGGGUAUCAACAUGAUUGUCCACAGUCGUCAAUAAAAUGCUAAAACACA